Cottoperca gobio is the source of this 3884-nucleotide messenger RNA. RefSeq names its product shootin 2 (gene shtn2). The record is from RefSeq and is a predicted model, not a curated record. Gene Ontology annotation, cellular component: cytoplasm; axonal growth cone; cell leading edge. Gene Ontology annotation, biological process: positive regulation of neuron migration; neuron projection morphogenesis. The transcript has 9 exons. Lineage: Eukaryota; Metazoa; Chordata; Actinopteri; Perciformes; Bovichtidae. The coding region runs from base 1304 to 2104 and encodes 266 amino acids.
CGAGCAUAUAGCAAUUGUCGCCUUUGUGCGCAGCGGCCUCCAUUUACCGGACAGGCGCACAAUGGGCCGCCUCGCAGGGGUCCUUACCUGUGAAAAGGACCCCCAACUGUUCACACAUCCCCCCCCCCUUUACUCUCAAUUCAUGGUAAAAGACCCCCCUGCGCUGAAUGCCUCUUGUAUGCACUACUAUUUGUCUGUUUUCAUGUGUUUUGAAAACACCAACCAUUCACACCUCUCCUCUGUGAUGCAUGGUGGUAUAAUGACGCAGGGCCUCAAAACAGGAAACAAUUUGCUUUUUUGUGUGUGUGUGUGUGUGUGUGUGUCUUUGUCUCUUUGUGUGCUUGUGUCUGUGUGUUUGUGUGUAUGAAAUAAUUGUGCUAAUUGCUGUGUGAAAAUUGCUCUCCACCGAAGGGAGACCCGAGAUUAGAGCGGUGUAAUUUGCAGCGAGGAGCCUCGCGCUGCCGUGUGCUGACACAGAGCUCACUAAAACCUGCCGCUUCAGUCACAGUGAAAACACAGAGACGAGUUCCUGCUUUCUGAUCACCAACCUGCUCUCAUAGCGUGUCUGCAAUCUGUCAGAGACACAGUUUAUGAAUCCAAUAUGAUCAGAAUACACAGGGAUCGGGCCUUUUGUAUUGUUUCUGCCAAUGAAAGCUUCCAAUUACACGUUUUAUUUAAAGGUUUCUGAUUCAAAAUGAUAAAAGAAAUCUUUGAGUAUGUGUCUGUAUGUCUUUCACGUGUCGUCUGCUGUACGGGAGAACAAACUAGUUUGUGUAUUAAUAACAUUCUUUAUAAUCUAAUUGAUCAAUACCCACAUUUUACCCGCUAUAUGCAAUAUUAAAAGUCACACAAGCUCAUGCGAAAGAACAAAAUGUUUGUUUACAGCACUCUGCUUAUUUAUCAGCUCUAAGCUACAAUUAUUAACUACAGCCGGUGUAUUUAUUUUGUCACCACGUAGAAGAAAGAAUCUUAUUAAUUCUUCUUACACGCCACUUAUCAUAAUGUGGGAAAGACGAUGCUUUGUCUCGCAGCUAAAUCAUCCUGUUUGUUACUAUUUUACAAUGAAGCCGAUGAGUAGAUCCAAGUAAUUGUUCACUCGAACACCAGUUUAAAAAACACUUUCUCUGCGUCGUGACGACCUCCCGGGGGAGGAAAUUAACAACCAGCCGUUCAGAUCUCACUUUAUUUCCCUCUAAUCGUGGCUCCGUGUCAUUAAUGGGUUCAUUUUUUUCCCAGUUUCGUAGAAGCAGUGAAUCAUAAAGAUGUGUUCAAGAUGUCACAAGGUGAAUUCGGUUUGUCUUAGAUGUUGGUGCAGCAGAAGGCGGCCGACAGCGAGAGCGUGAUGCUGACACAGAGCUCAGAGACGGGCCUGCAGCUGCAGCAGGCGCUGGAGCAAAUCUCCAACAUCAGCACGGCGCUGUGUGACAUACAGCGCUAUUACCAGGACCAGAGUCAGAGCGGCGUCCUCUCUGAGCUGCAGAACCUCAGAGGAGAGCUGCAGAAGAGCGAGGAGGAGAGGAAGGCCUUGGAGACCCAGCUGUCUGAAGCUAACGGCGCGGUCACACAGCUCCAGGAUGAAGUGAAACAGUUACAAGAUACGCGGAAGAGCGAGGAUGAUGCUGUUGAACCAGAGGAGAAAGCCACUCUUGCUCCACCGCCUCCUCCUCCUCCUCCUCCUCCUCCUCCUCCUCCUCCUCCCACAUCUGUCACCAAUUCACUGGAUUUGCUGAGAAGCAGGAGAAAAGAAAGAGCCGGUAAAGCUGAUCCAAACCAAGCAGCCCCCUCGCUGGACAUGAAGACGAGAGCGGUGGAUGAAAUGAUGGAGAGAAUAAAGAACGGCAUCAUCCUGAGGCCCGUCAAGAGAAUACAGGAGGACGAAAGCGCAUGGAAGGACCAGAGGAGUGAAAACAGAAAGUCAGCUAUCCUGGAGAUGAAAGGAAUGCUGGACAACAUGAAGCGUCAGCAGCUCCGCAGAGGAACAUCCAGGCGAGGAAUGGGGCAAACUGUUGGGGAAGCAGAGCUGCUGCAGGUGCUGCAGAGGAGGAGGAGAGCGAUCGGGGAGAACCAGGCCAGAUCCACAGUGUGUCCCAGCAGCAGGAGAUGAUCCCUGGGCAGGCGAGAGCAGCAGGGCCCCCGUGCUCCGCAGGCUGAAACAGAACAGAGAGAAGAGAGACUCUCGCAUCCGAGCAUCAGCGCAGAUCAUCAGCCAAGAAACCUGAGAGCAGCUACAGGAGGUCUUAUUGUCAUCGCUGUUUUAUACCAUGAUGAGUUUGUUGACUAAACUGCAAUAAAAACAAGGAACCAGCAGAAAAGAACAAAGAAAAGCAUUCUUUCCAAAUGCCGUUUAACCCAGGCCUGCUUCAAAUAGCCCGUACUUGUUGCGUGUCAAAGGGAAUGAAACUCAUCGAGCCGUGUUUAAUGUCCAACAUCGUUCUUUUUGGGUGCCUGGGUUUCGGCUGAUCUAAGUGCAAGUAUUCUACGGAAUAUAGAUGAAGAUAAAAAACACUUUAUCAUACGAAUGCCCUUACCCACUUCUCUCCCGAGGUGUCUCUCUUAAAGCCCGAUCCAGCAGAAGGCUGGAGGCUGCGAUUUAUUUAGGCACAUUAAAGCUCUCACACCCGGAGCCCAGAGGUGUCGUUGAGAUAAGAGCCUCAGGUGAUCUGGCCGCUUCCUCCUGAAAGUAUCUUUAAUGGCGGUUGGUCGCCUUUUGUUUUCUCACCUCCACACAGAUACUGCAUAUAUGUGUGCAUGCAUGCAUGAAUGAAUACAUACGCCACACCCUCACAGCACACUAUCUGCCUUUGUUAAAAGCAUUUUAAAAGAUGAAAUUACUCUCACCUUUGACUCUGACACCAUUUUAGUGUCUUCACACUGUUUCACAUUAUAUAUUUACUUUAUUUAGCUCUUUUUACUAGAGGGGGGGGGGUCUACCUUUUCACUCCCCAGCAUACAUUUUUUAUUGUUUCCCUCCUCAGUCUCAAAGGUGUUGACUUUUGGGAUGCAGUAAUGUUUUCUGCCCCCUCAGUGUUAUUGAAUCAAUGCACAUGAAAGCCAGAGUGUGUGUGUGUGUGUGUGUGUGUGUGUGUGUGUGUGUGUGUGUGUGUGUGUGAGAAAUAGCAGGAGAUGUAAUGAGGGCGAGACAGGAGGUUCUGAAACUGAUCCUCUACAUUGGAGGAUACUGAUACAAAUAGAAAAGACGUGUUAACGAGAAACCAUCUUUAACACCCAGGCUGUACAUCUUUAAAAUAUUAAAGUGGUGUUCCUACAAGUGUGUUUCCUCGGUUAAUGAACAGAAGAAAAGAAGCAUUUUUGUAUCUAUGACCUUUAUUAAAGGUACAAUUCCUAUAACAAAUGUGACCAUAUUGAAGGCCCAGAAGGAAACACCUCAUUUCACCAGUGAAGACGUAGAUGUGGGGGGACAUCUCAUGCUCGUGUUCAGUUCAUACUUGUAUUUUGGGUCAUUACGAGAACAUGUUUACAUGCUUCAAUGUUAAAAAAAACAUUAUUUGUCUCAUACUGUCUGUAUGAAUAUACCUGUAUUCACCUGCUGUCUGAAAAACACCUGACUCUUUAAGACCAUGACACACCGUCAGCCAAUGUCUUCGUUAGCAUCUGUCGGCCUGCAGUGUUUCCUGCACCGUUGGCACUAUCAGCACUUGUCGAUUCAGCAUGUUGAUUGCUGGGGGGCAAGAGAAAUCAUUCUGAUUGGCUUUUCAGCUUAAGUAAAUCAGUGCACGGGAAGACAAAGGAAAGUGCUUUGUUUCUUUUUCUAUCAUCUGAUUGUGUUGUGUGUAUUUAGUUUAAUCAGUAUUAUUGAACAUUUGUAAAUAUAGAACGACUGUGCUCUGCAUGUUUUUUAUUUUACCAAUAAAAAGUUCAGUCAA